Molecule: messenger RNA, 2075 nt
Organism: Thunnus maccoyii (southern bluefin tuna)
Lineage: Eukaryota; Metazoa; Chordata; Actinopteri; Scombriformes; Scombridae
Product: solute carrier family 2, facilitated glucose transporter member 11-like
Exons: 1
Coding region: 221-1837 (538 amino acids)
Biological process (GO): monosaccharide transmembrane transport
Cellular component (GO): membrane
Molecular function (GO): hexose transmembrane transporter activity
Source: RefSeq, a predicted model, not a curated record
UUAACCAUAAUAAAAAGCCGUUUAUCAGUGGAAUAUCCAUUUCUCUACCUUUUCAAGUAAUUUGGUUUCAAAUGAGCAAAGACAUUUCCAAUAUACCAUAUUUUAUUUUCAGUUUAAGCUAGCAAUAGCUAACUGUAGUGCUCUUAAGGAGUGACAGGUGACAGGCACACAUACAGAGGGAAGGUCACAAUCGUUUGCUUUUCCUGAGGGUCUGACUGCCAUGCUUCAGAUGAACUCCACAGGAGAAACUGAGCCAGAGGACACCAGCAAACCCUCCAGCAGUGCCAGAACUCUUGCUUUGACUGUGUGCUCUGCUGCCAUCGGAGGCACCUUCCAGUAUGGGUACAACAUCUCAGUCAUUAACGCUCCCACCAACCACAUCCAGGGUUUCAUUAAUGAUACCUAUAUGGAGCGCUGGGGCACAGGCUUGGACACACCCCAGGUGACCCUAGCAUGGACUAUUAUCGUAUCAGCCUUCUCACUGGGAGGUUUGCUAGGGGCCCUGCUAGCAGGGCCUAUGGCAGUCCGCUUUGGGAGGAAGAACUCGCUGCUUCUGAACAACUCCUUUCUGUUUGUUGGUGCUGUGUUUGUGCUAAUGAGCAGAGUGGCAAAAUCAUUUGAGAUGAUCAUCUUCGCUCGAUUUCUAGUGGGGAUUAACUCAGGUGUCAGUAUGAAUGUCCAGCCUAUGUACUUUGGGGAAAGCGCCCCCAAACACCUUCGAGGUGCUGUGGCGUUUUCAUCCGCCGUUUUCACUGCAUUUGGGAUUUUCUUGGGUCAGGUUGUGGGACUCACUGAGCUGUUGGGAACAGAGCCUCUCUGGCCCUACUUACUAGCUAGUAACUCUUUGCCAGGGUUGAUCCAGCUGCUCACCCUACCCUGGUUCCCUGAAAGCCCCAGAUACCUUCUCAUUGACCGGGGAGACAGGGAGGCAUGUGUCCGUGCGCUUGGGAGACUCCGUGGUGGGGAGGCUCCUGUCUUGGAGAUGGAGGAGAUGCUUCAGGAGCAGCAGCAGCAAGAAUCCACAGCCUUAAAUUCUGGAUGUGCACCAUCUGCCAAGACACCGUGGUCUCUCUUUAAGGAUCGUGGCCUGCGAUUCCAGCUCAGAACGGUCAUGGCUGCUAGUAGUGCCAUGAUGCUCUGUGGCAAUGACUCGAUCUACUUCUAUGCUUCCUACAUCUUUCUCGAGGCAGGGAUCCCUCCAGAGAAAAUCCAGUACGUCACUAUUGGCACUGGGGCAAGUGAGCUAACUGCGUCUAUAAUGAGUAACCUCCUGAUUGAACGAGUGGGCCGCAAGUAUCUUCUUGUUGGAGGAUACAGUCUUAUGUCUUGCUGGACUGUAGUCUUUACUGUAGCUCUCACACUCCAAAGCCGUGAGGUCGCGGGGAUGCCCUACCUCAGCAUGGCAUGUGUGUUCGCUUACAUCCUUAGCUUUGGCUUGGGCCCUGCAGGCGUGACAGGGAUCUUACCGGCUGAGAUCUUUGACCAGUCGGCUCGGCCGGCAGCAUACAUGGUUGCUGGAUCGCUCAUGUGGAUCAACCUGUUCUUGGUGGGAAUGUUGUUCCCCUUCAUCGUCAACAGCCUGGGGAACUUCUGCUUCCUGCCAUUCUUGGCUGUGUGUGUGGUGUCUGCUGUGUUUUUGUGGCUCACCUUACCAGAGACAAAAGGCAAAACGCUGGCUGAGAUCACUGCAGAAUUUGAUAGAAAGAAUGGAGGGAAGGAGGAGAGGCCGGACGGGCAGUUGGAUGAGCCCAUAAAGGAUCACUACCAGCUGGGUAAAGCCUGCUCCUUCACUAAUCUAACGCAAGAUCCUGACCCUGGUCUUAAGAAUGGGGACUGAAAUUUGAUAUUGUCCAGUAAGAGUAUAAGUGACACAGGCAGUGCCUUUGUGGUCACUUUAUGCGCUUUCAGAGUUGUAAUCUGAAGUUUUAUUUGUGAAAGAUGAUCUCUGCGUAAUGACUGAUAAUUCAAUUUAAUUCUGGUUUCAUGAGUAUUAGGAUGUCCUGCUCAUGCAGAAGUAAUGUAUCUGGACUUAAAGUACUCAAGUAUAACUGAGAGUCAUCUUUUAAGAGACUCUG